CUGUCAAGAAUCUUCUCGAUUCGAUUAUUUCAUUCAUUCUUGGUGUUGUUUGUUUUGAAUAUUUUUGAUUGUGUUCUCAUCUUAAUAAAUAAAUUAUAAAUAUUUCAAGGUAUAACACAGUUCUUCGAAAUAAUUUAUAGAACUGCAAAAGCACACAAAUAUAUCCAAAUACAACAACAACAAUGAUCAUCCCGGUCAGAUGUUUCACCUGUGGCAAGGUGAUUGGAAACAAGUGGGAAACUUAUUUGGGGCUUCUGCAAGCAGAAUAUACUGAAGGUGAUGCCCUGGAUGCCCUCGGUCUGAAACGGUACUGCUGCAGGAGAAUGCUUCUUGGACAUGUAGACCUCAUUGAGAAACUGCUCAACUACGCACCAUUGGAGAAGUAAAUGUAAAUUAUGUCCUUUUAGGGUAAAUUAUGUGAUAUAUUCAUUUCCAUUUUAUCAAAAAAGUUUGCACAUAUAUUUUUUUUAAUCAUUUUUUUUUUACUGAGAGAGUGUUAAAAAUUGAUAAAAGAUAUGGCCAGUAUUUUUAAUUUUUUUUUCUUCUGACUCAUUCGAUUUGAUUGCCGAAAAGUAGUGACUAACUUUGGUUUUAUAUUGUUUAACUAUCUGAGCUAAUUACAUCUAAGGGUUACUAUAAUUGUUUAAUUUUCAAAUAAUAAUAGAUGAUAGUGGAACUGAAAUCCUAUAACUAAGUAUAAAAUUAAUUUAAUAAAAUAGUUUCCAACUAUUAUC
This is a messenger RNA of Plodia interpunctella (Indianmeal moth), 734 nucleotides long. RefSeq names its product RNA polymerase II, I and III subunit L (gene Rpb10). The transcript has 3 exons. Bases 183 to 386 code for a protein of 67 amino acids. Gene Ontology annotation, molecular function: zinc ion binding; DNA binding. The record is from RefSeq and is a predicted model, not a curated record. NCBI's taxonomy places the organism in Eukaryota, Metazoa, Arthropoda, Insecta, Lepidoptera, Pyralidae. Gene Ontology annotation, biological process: transcription by RNA polymerase I; transcription by RNA polymerase II; tRNA transcription by RNA polymerase III. Gene Ontology annotation, cellular component: RNA polymerase II, core complex; RNA polymerase III complex; RNA polymerase I complex.